AUGGGUGACACAGAAUAUUAGUGGGCCUUAAAGAAUGGAGACUUGGAUGUGGUCCGAGAGUUUGUAGCCAAGGGUGAAGAUGUAAAUAAAACACUUGAAGGAGGAAGAAAGACUCUACAUUAUGCUGCAGACAGUGGACAGCGGGAGGUGUUAGAGUUCCUGUUAUCCAAAGGAGCAGAUAUUAAUGCUCAAGAUAGGUAUGGUAUCACACCACUAUUUUCAGCCACCUCAGAGGGUCAUAAGUCCUGUGUUUCAUUGCUCUUGUCAAAGGGUGCUGAUAAAACUGUGGUAUGUGGAGGAAUGAAAAUCAUUGAUGCUACUGAAAGGCAGGACAUAAAGCAUCUUCUGAAGUGAUGAGGAUUUGGAUUA
Protopterus annectens (West African lungfish) is the source of this 369-nucleotide messenger RNA. RefSeq names its product myotrophin-like. Gene Ontology annotation, molecular function: protein binding. Gene Ontology annotation, cellular component: nucleus; cytoplasm. NCBI's taxonomy places the organism in Eukaryota, Metazoa, Chordata, Ceratodontiformes, Protopteridae. Gene Ontology annotation, biological process: regulation of barbed-end actin filament capping. The record is from RefSeq and is a predicted model, not a curated record. The transcript has a single exon.